AUGGGACUGGUAGCAUACGUCGUGAUCACAUUCGAGGCUGACAAAUGCGGUAAUGGCAUCCAUAUAUGGGAAGUGGAUGAAUCUGAUCUGCGAAAAUAUAGCAAGUGGGCAAAUACCUCGCAGAUAAUCUAUGGACCUCUGAUCUUCAUCACCAAACUAUCACUCCUUCUGCUUUACUUACGUGUAUUUGCUCCCUCCUUCAGAAGCAAGACCUUUUUCUGCAUCCACGCUCUUAUCUGGCUCAACUUGGGGUUCUACUUUGCAGAUACGAUCGUGAAGAUCUUCGAAUGCUCGCCUCGAGCGAAGAUCUGGGAUAAGACCCUCAAAGGGCACUGCAUCAAUAUCAAUAUCCCCAUCAUUGUGACUUCCUCCAUCAAUGUUGCGUCAGACUUCCUGAUACUGGUUCUGCCUAUUGUGAGUGUGUGGCGCUUGCAAAUGAGAAAGUCCAAGAAAUGGGGCACAUCCGCGAUCUUCGCUGCUGGAAUCUUUAUCAUGCGCCUUGUGGUCAGUGUACGGAACAAAACCGUCAAGGACAAGACCUAUGACUGGUUUCCCCAGUUUUUAUGGACCCAGUUGUAUGCCGGCUUUACCAACCUUCUUCAGACACUUCUUCAAGCGAGCACGCGCCCUGAUCUCAAGGGCAAGCACCAGCUAUGCGUCCCGCCCGGCGAAGAAAGCGAUAGAAGUAAUCAGUUGGCCCGCCAGCCGCUCCGUACGUCAAAAGACACAGUCGAGCGGGGGCCUUAG
Messenger RNA from Aspergillus pseudoviridinutans, 747 nucleotides. RefSeq lists its product as uncharacterized. The record is from RefSeq and is a predicted model, not a curated record. NCBI's taxonomy places the organism in Eukaryota, Fungi, Ascomycota, Eurotiomycetes, Eurotiales, Aspergillaceae. The transcript is spliced from 4 exons. Bases 1 to 747 code for a protein of 248 amino acids.